Ooceraea biroi (clonal raider ant) is the source of this 2200-nucleotide messenger RNA. RefSeq names its product Yod1 deubiquitinase (gene Yod1). Gene Ontology annotation, molecular function: cysteine-type deubiquitinase activity. Lineage: Eukaryota; Metazoa; Arthropoda; Insecta; Hymenoptera; Formicidae. Gene Ontology annotation, cellular component: nucleus; cytosol. Gene Ontology annotation, biological process: protein deubiquitination; ERAD pathway; endoplasmic reticulum unfolded protein response. The record is from RefSeq and is a predicted model, not a curated record.
CUGUAGAGUCCUACUUCGCUGUGUGUUGCUCGUAUUGUUCCGUCCGCAAUGACUAGCUGUUCGUUGUGCGUUGUUAUCACCAGUUGUUUCGCGUGAUAACAAUGCACCCUCGCGAGUGUACAUGAUUGAUCGUCUAAUUGUGGUGAGGACGACUUGGACGUCGAAGACGACGGCAACGAGAGUGUCGUGCAGGCACGCGUGGAACAGCUGAUUGGUGGAAGUUCGCACCAGCGAGUCCGGAUCCGCGCCGUCGCCGUCUCCAGUUCACAGGCUGAUCGUCGUCAUGGCGGGCCUCGUGCUCCGGGUAAAGACCAAGUCGGGUCAGAAGGUCGUCAGCGGCCUCGCCGCCCACGAUAAGGUGUCCCAACUGAAAACGAAACUCGCCGAGCUUACUGGCGUACCCGUCGCCGCUCUCCACGUGCUCGCUGGCUUCCCACCCAAGCCCGUCGACCUGGACGCUGCUGAUACCACUAUCGAGCACACUGGUAUCAUCUCUGGAGAUACUCUGAUUGUUGAGGAAAAGCAGAUUAUAUUCAACGGACAUGAGCAGAAGUUCAAUGAUUUUGGUCGCUCCCAUAUCGUUGAUCAAGAGAGCUUCACCAAUUCUCCUGGUGUUCUGAUGAGAAAAGUUGUACCCGCAGACAACUCCUGUCUCUUCACCAGUGUCGGUUAUGUCCUCAAUGGAAAGGUCGAUACCACCUGCGCCAGUUUCAUGAGAGAAAUCAUAGCUAACGCUGUAGCGGCGGACCCGGAGGAAUAUUCCGAUGCCUUCCUGGGCAGGCCGAAUAGCGAGUACUGCAAGUGGAUCCUCAAGUCCGACUCCUGGGGCGGCGCGAUAGAGCUGUCGAUUCUUUCCAAGUUUUAUGGCUUGGAAAUAGCAGUGAUCGACAGCAUUAACGCGAUCAUCAACAGAUUCGGCGAGGAUCAGCAUUAUGCUCAACGAGUCUUUCUCAUAUUCGAUGGGAUUCAUUACGAUCCGCUCUACCUGGAACCACUCGAUGGUGGCAGCAUCCAAACAAUCUUUCCCACCGAGGAUGAAAAGAUACUGCUGGAGGCGGCCCAGCUUGCGAAGGAAGCAAGAUCAAGUCGUCAGUACACGGACGUGCAAAAAUUCACGCUUAUAUGCAACGACUGUAAGAUUAGACUGAAUGGACAGAUGGCAGCGCAACAGCACGCCAAAGAUACUGGCCACAUGAACUUCGGCGAGAUUGCGGCGUAGCCCGUCGUACCAUCAGCUCGUACGAUUUAACUCUUAGGUGAUUAUCCUUGAAACCUAAACAGUAUAUGCAAUCUUCAGCAACUGUUUCUUCGAAAGUGUUCCAGAAUUAAGUUUAUUUAUUUAUUUUCGAUUUACGUUAUCUUCGAUACGUAAUACCCACCCAGACACUCAUUACCGUAAAUUCUUAAUCCGUGCGAUAGAAAGUUCCUAUUGUUUCUCGCAUAAAUCAAACGUAUAAAAAGCCUCACGUUGAAAUAUCGACAGAUUGAUAAUAUUCGAGAAAGUAUAAUUAAAACAAUUUUACAUCACGUUAGAUAAUAGUCUGAACUUUCUUUGAUCUUAUUGGAUUUAAGCUGUGUACAAUUAUUGCUAACGAACAAAUUUAGUUUGAAAAUUUUGACAAGUCUGUCGGACGUAAAAUAUGCACCAAAUUAAAUUGAUUAACGUUAUGUGAUAAAUUAUUAUGUGAAAUUAACAAAAUGUGAUAAAAUUGACGUUUUCUCAUUCUUCUGGCGAGCAAUUCGUUUAACAAAAAUUAGCUUUGCAAUGAUUGUAAAUAUAGAGAUUAGCAUUUUUAUAUAUAUAUAAACGCGUGGCAUACAAGAUGUAGUUCAAAAGUGAGAAAGGGAAAAAGGAGUGCGCAUGCAUAUUAUUUUUAUAAAUUCUAUUCAAUUUAUAUUGUAUAAUUAUUAUAUUCUAAAUAUUCUUAGGCAUAUGCAUUAAGUUCUAUUUUAAGUAUAUUUAUGCAAUACUAAUUGUUAUUAUAUACAUUAUACGAUAGAACAAUUGUAUUUUAGGAAUAUUUUAUACUGUUUAGGAUUAAAGGAUAGCCGUUUUGCAGCUAGACGACGAUAAGCUAACGACGUUUUCUACUCGAUCGCGGCGCUUGCGAAUAGCAAAGCACCUAUCAUUAUUGCGAAUCGUUUGCACUAUUGAGGAUUGUUGAUAUGCAUAAUAUACAAGUUAUUGAUUUUGAUUAUA